Molecule: messenger RNA, 1036 nt
Organism: Dioscorea cayenensis subsp. rotundata (Guinea yam)
Lineage: Eukaryota; Viridiplantae; Streptophyta; Magnoliopsida; Dioscoreales; Dioscoreaceae
Product: metallothiol transferase FosB-like
Exons: 3
Coding region: 208-789 (193 amino acids)
Source: RefSeq, a predicted model, not a curated record
ACCAAUGAAUUCAUGUAUAAUUCCAUGGAGUUUAGCAAGUACAAAACUGAAUGAUCAAUGAAACAUGAGUUUCUGGUUGAUACCAUUACAAUGUCAUUGAGUUCCCUGCAUUUCAAUGUGGUAUUAAUACCUACAAUUGAGCCUUCUUCCUGAUCAGACACCAAAGAGCAAAAAACAAAGAAGAAUACUUGACGAUAAGCAGAGUCGAUGGGGCUGGAAAUCAUCGAGGAAGAGGUGAGCACACCGGUGUUGCCAUUGAUGUCACUGAACCAUGUCUCGUUCUUGUGUAGCUCCGUGAGUCGAUCAGUAAAGUUCUACGAGGAAGUCCUUGGCUUUGUGAGCAUCAAACGACCGUCCUCGUUCAAGUUCCACGGCGCUUGGCUGUUCAAUUACGGUGUCGGUAUCCAUCUGCUGCAAUGCAAUUCCCCGGAGGAUAUUCCGAAGAAGAAAGGAGUGAUAAACCCGAAAGAUAACCACAUUUCCUUCCAGUGUUCUGACAUGCAUUAUCUGAAGCGCAAGCUUGAGGAGAUGGGAAUUCAGUAUGUUACUGCAAUCGUGGAAGAAGGCGGCAUUCUAGUCGAUCAGAUCUUCUUCCAUGAUCCUGAUGGUUACAUGGUAGAGAUUUGCAACUGCGAGAACAUCCCGAUCCUUCCCCUUUCGUCGUGCCCUCUGAAGUUUCCUUACAACAAAGACUCCUUUUUUUCUUCAGUUUAUGGGAAAUGCCGCGAUGAAGUGGAGACGGUGAUCAUGGAAGCAUUGGUUACCGACAUGAUGGACAUCUCCUUCUGAUGUUAAACGAUGCAGAAGCUGCCUCGUCAAGGGAAUGCCGAAGAGGUUUUGGAUCAAGUUGCAUGUACAGCAUUUUACCGAUAUGAUGCAAUAUGCGGAGUUCUGUUGCCAGUCCAAGUCUUUUUUUUUUUUUUACUGUUUUUCAUUUUAUUGCUUUAUCAUCAAUUAGAGAAACACAAUAAGCAUCCAUCAUCGGUUCCUUUGAUUUUCUAUAAUAAACAGAAUGCAUGUUUAUGCUUUUCGGUUC